UUGCAGGUAUAUCUCUCGGGCGGUAUCAAAAAUUUGCUGCCGGUGCUUCAUUUCCAGCAACAGCCAGUGUCGAAUAAUACUCAUCAAUCCCUGCAAAUCUUGGCAAUUUGGUCGCUUCUACUCAACCGCCUCGAAUUAGCCAAAUGCCUUUGCGCAUAUUCCAGCGAACCGGUCCCGCUGGCACUAGUUCACGAUUAUCUGCUGUACGAGAACGAGUUACGUGCAAUGGCACGAUGGUUUGGCAAUCAUGCAAGCGCAGUGUUGGAUGCGGCAUACAAGCAGUCUUCUUUGGAUACCUACCGAUCGCUAUGCAUCCCCAUCGAUACUUUUGGCGGCUUAACACUUACCGAGCUUGCGCUACAGGUUGUUCGUUUGUUAGUGUUUGAUAUGACACUGCAUCUCCAGCUAUCGGCAAGCAAAGAGCACCAGAUUACGAAUGAGCUGUUCCUCGUUCCAAAUGCCCCCCUUUUUUCCCGCAACUUUUUGACUAAACUACAGUAA
Messenger RNA from Gongylonema pulchrum, 501 nucleotides. NCBI's taxonomy places the organism in Eukaryota, Metazoa, Nematoda, Chromadorea, Rhabditida, Gongylonematidae. The record is from the annotation of a GenBank genome assembly.